GUGGGGGGCGCGUGGUCUUGCUGCCUGCCGUGCGCCAGUGGCGGCGGGGGUGGGGGUGGUGAAGCUGUCUCGGGGGCCACCCCCGAGGCCAAGAAGGGCUCCACCGGCCACAAGUGCCAGCAACAGCAACAGCAGAAGCACCAGUCCGGCCAACAGCGUCUACCGCAACCUUCCAAACUGCAGAGUCAACAGCAGCAGCAGCAGCAGCAGCUGAAGAAGGAGCAGGAGGAAGGGAAGAGGGAUCAAUCGGAGAAACAGGAAGAUAGGAAGGUAUCAGUGGCUAAGACUGAGUUGGCGCCGUUGAGUAACCUGGACGAGGAACUGGAAGACCUUGAGGACGAGAAGGCGGCCGAGAGGGCCGAGGAAGAGGACUUCGCUAAGGAGGGUAGCACCCAACACCGGCUGAGCCCCAGACUACACGACAUCGAGGAGGAAGACGAUGAGGAGGGACGCAAUACUAAGGAAAGUGGCGGCGGGGGUGGGGGUGGUGAAGCUGUCUCGGGGGCCACCCCCGAGGCCAAGAAGGGCUCCACCGGCCACAAGUGCCAGCAACAGCAACAGCAGAAGCACCAGUCCGGCCAACAGCGUCUACCGCAACCUUCCAAACUGCAGAGUCAACAGCAGCAGCAGCAGCAGCAGCUGAAGAAGGAGCAGGAGGAAGGGAAGAGGGAUCAAUCGGAGAAACAGGAAGAUAGGAAGGUAUCAGUGGCUAAGACUGAGUUGGCGCCGUUGAGUAACCUGGACGAGGAACUGGAAGACCUUGAGGACGAGAAGGCGGCCGAGAGGGCCGAGGAAGAGGACUUCGCUAAGGAGGGUAGCACCCAACACCGGCUGAGCCCCAGACUACACGACAUCGAGGAGGAAGACGAUGAGGAGGGACGCAAUACUAAGGAAAG
Messenger RNA from Ceratina calcarata, 896 nucleotides. RefSeq names its product SUN domain-containing protein 2. The record is from RefSeq and is a predicted model, not a curated record. The transcript is spliced from 2 exons. NCBI's taxonomy places the organism in Eukaryota, Metazoa, Arthropoda, Insecta, Hymenoptera, Apidae. The annotation marks the transcript as partial.